Molecule: messenger RNA, 726 nt
Organism: Rosa chinensis
Lineage: Eukaryota; Viridiplantae; Streptophyta; Magnoliopsida; Rosales; Rosaceae
Product: peptidyl-prolyl cis-trans isomerase CYP21-1
Exons: 10
Coding region: 1-726 (241 amino acids)
Biological process (GO): aromatic amino acid biosynthetic process; protein peptidyl-prolyl isomerization
Cellular component (GO): intracellular membrane-bounded organelle
Molecular function (GO): peptidyl-prolyl cis-trans isomerase activity; 3-deoxy-7-phosphoheptulonate synthase activity
Source: RefSeq, a predicted model, not a curated record
AUGUCGCGACGCCAUUGGGGUGGUGACUACGCUAAGAGCUUGAAGGAGUUCAGUGCCAAUAACAUUAGGGACACCUUCAGAGUUAUGCUUGAGAUGGGUGUGGUUCUUAUGUUCGGAGGACAAAUGAAUAUUGUUAAGGUGGGAAGAAUGGUGGAUUGGGUCAGACGGGCAUGGCAGCCCUCUGAAGAUCAAUUCUUGUCUGUCACACCAGUUUGGAUGUUGUGGUCUUCAUGCGCACUUUCAUCUUCAGGGGUUUGGCUGCGUAUUAGAUCAGUUCUUUUGGUUGACCAGCUCCAUCUUGGUGGUCUGAGGGAGAAAGUAGAAGAAGUACCUGAAAUAACCCAUAGAGUAUACCUGGAUAUUGAUAUUGAGGAACAGCGCUUAGGUAGAAUUGUGAUUGGAUUAUACGGUCAGGUUGUACCAAAAACUCUUGAAAAUUUCAGGGCAUUGUGCAUAGGAGAAAAAGGUAAAGGUGUUAAUGGAAAACUACUCCACUAUAAGGGAAUACCAUUUCAUCAUAUCGUAUCUGGGUUCAUGAUUCAAGGCGGAGAAAUCAUUCAUGGUGAUGGGAAGGGAUAUGAAUCGAUAUAUGGUGGCACUUUUGCUGAUGAGAAUUUCAAAGUGAAACAUUCACAUGCAGGUACUGUUUCUAUGGUGAAUACAAGACCUGAUUCCAAUGGCUCACAGUUCUUUAUCACCACAAUCAAGGUUGAGGCUGAAGUGUAA